Messenger RNA from Symbiodinium natans, 1002 nucleotides. NCBI's taxonomy places the organism in Eukaryota, Dinophyceae, Suessiales, Symbiodiniaceae. The record is from the annotation of a GenBank genome assembly.
AUGCCAGCCCAGGUCAAGGAAAACAAAGACCACCAAGUCCUAGACACCCUUGAUGCAGAGGGCAGCUGCUUUGGCACGCGCACGCGUGGCGCGGUCACCGAGAAAGGCCUGUGGCACAGAUAUGUGCACGUGUGGGUGCUGAACCUUCCGGACAGUGCUGUCCUGAUGCAGCUGCGGGCCCCGGAGAAGAAGAGAUUCGGGGGGAUGUGGAAUUGCACGUCAGGGUUCGUCAUGUCUGGGAUGCCCUCCUUGGAAGCUUGCAAGAAGCAUCUGGAUGCCGAGUCCGGGAUGAAGUUUGAGGAUCACAAGUACGAGUUUGUGUUCAGCUGCAAAGAAAUUUCUGAGUUCAAGGGUGAAACGCUGCGGCAGUGGAUCGAUGUCUACGUCGUGUCGCUGAAGAAGCCCCCGGAGCUGCGCAAGAUCUUCUAUGACAUCAAGGAAGCCUCAGAGCUGAAGUACAUAGGUGUCGGGGAGCUGGAGCAGGCCUACCAAACUCAGGAUCCGAGCUUCGUUCUCGUGGCAGCGCCGGAGUACUCGCGGAGACUCUUCCACUUCCUGCACAAACAGAUUCGCACCUACCUGGAAAUGUUGCCCAAAGUGGACUCCGAUGAGGAGCGGCACAACAAGAAAAGUCAGCAACUGCUGGACAGGAUUGGAGACAUCUCCAUGUUGGACAGGGCGCAGGACCUGAAUGUAAUUGUGGAUCCAUGCAGAAGAAUCGAAGCCUACAAUGAGAGCGUAUGGCAUCGUGCUGUGCACGUCUGGGUCUUCGACAUAGAGGGUGGCCGCUUUCUCAUCCAGCAACGCUCGCCGAAGAAGCGACACUUUGGUGGCAAGUGGAACUGUUCCACAGGCCACAUCAAGAUGGGUGAUCCCGCUCUUCCGACGGCCAUGAAAUCUGCCCCUGAUCUGCACAGACCCAACCUGGACCUAGACCCCAAGUACCCUUUAAGAUACUCGGGAAGAGCCAGCCCCUGUUGGGAUGCACUUGGGCCCUUGUGA